UUAUAGGCUGCAAAGCCACCGGAUCGGAGCACCGUCGCCCUGCUCACUUGGCCGCUCGGCAUUAAUCUGGCUGCAGAGUGGAGACGCCAGCCACCGCCGGGGGUGGGGUUAUAAAAGUCAACAGCCUCCGCCCACCACCCCUCUUCUUUGCUAAAGCUACCUCCGCCCGCGGCCCGCCGACCUCACCAGUCACCACCCAAUCCCCACCUCCCACCUUCGCGGCGGCGUUCUAUGGCCUACACCUCCUCCCUCCACCUCCCCAAGCUCUUGCUCCUCCCCAACCCCCGCCGGACCAGGCACAGGCCCUCCUUCGUCCCCGCCGCCGCGGCCAAGGCCAGCGGCGUGAACGGGCACGCGCCGCCCGAGAAGCCGGCGCCCAACGGCAAGGCGCACAUCAACGGCGUGAACGGCAAGAAGGGCGUGAACGGCGUCAACGGCAAGAAGGGCGUGAACGGCCAUGCGGACCGGAUCCACCUCACGGUGAGCACGGGCGGCGGGGGCCAGGACGGCACCGGGCUCCGCGUGGCGUUCCAGGGCGCGCCGGGCGCGUACAGCGAGUUCGCGGCCAAGACGGCGCUGCCAGGGUGCGACACGGUCCCGUGCCGAGCGUUCGCGGACGCGCUGGCGGCCGUGGAGCGCGGGGGCGCCGACCGCGCCAUUCUCCCCGUGGAGUCCACCAUGGAGGGCACCGCGCUGCGGAACUACGACCUGCUGCUGCGGCACGACCUGGUGGUGGCGCAGGAGAUCAACCUCUUCGUGCACUACUGCCUCCUCGCCAUGCCGGGCGUCCGCGCCGCCGAGGUCCGCCGCGUCAUCAGCCACCCGAUGGCGCUCGCGCACUGCGGCCGCGCGCUGGCGCGCCUCGGGGUGGACCGCGAGCCCGUCGAGGACACCGCGGGCGCCGUCGAGAUGCUGCGCUCCAACCGGAUGCUCGACACCGCCGCCAUCGCCAGCCCGCGCGCCGCCGACCUGUACGGCCUCGACGUGCUCGCGCACGGGCUCCAGGACGAGUCCUGGAACGUCACGCGGUUCCUGCUCCUCUCCAGGCCGCCGCCGCCCGUGGCGCUCCCCGUGGACGCCGACGCCAAGACCAGCAUGGUGGUCGCGCACCGGGGCGGCUCCAUGAUGGUGCUGCUCAAGGUGCUCUCCGCCUUCUCCUCCCGCAACAUCAACCUCACCAAGCUGGAGGUCAUCAACAACGACGGCGCCGCCGCCCCCGCCGCCGCCGGUGCGGGUGCCCGCCCGCCGGUGAUGAUCCUGGACACGAGCGCCCGGGGCGCGCCGACGCUGCGCGCGUUCCCGCACGUCCUCUACGUGGACUGCGCGGGCGCCGCCCACGACCCGCGCGUCCGCGAGGCCAUCCAGGAGAUCGAGAAGUUCGCCGUGUUCGUGCGCGUGCUCGGCUGCUACGCCGCCGAUUCCACCGUCUACGACCUGCAAUGAGAAGGAGAGGAAGGCAGGAUCGUGAUGGUGCGAACCAGGACAGUUGGAAUCUAGCAAGUCUGCCGCAAUUUCGCUGCUAUAAUUGGGCGAAGCUAUCAGGUCUACUAGCAUUCAGAAACUAGCUUUAGCGAGAUUAAGUUCCUCUGCUUGCUGCUGCUGCUGCGUAAUUCUUGUACAGAUGCAAUAAGAAUCUUCCUAUUGCUGCUGGAUUAUGUUAGCUGUGUCUUUGUGUGUGGAUAGGUUGAAGCUUGGUGAUGAUGAUGCCAGCUGAAGGGUGUGUUUGUACUAAGAUGUCUUGUUGAUCAUGACCGGAUCGUUUGUAAUCUUGUUGUCUAGAUUUCGGCGCAAGCUUUCAGUUUUGUAUGUCGCAGCUUAGGAUCUCACAAUAUCCAUCUUGCAAUGUUUUCAGCACUGAA
Messenger RNA from Setaria italica (foxtail millet), 1859 nucleotides. Its product is annotated as arogenate dehydratase 3, chloroplastic. Gene Ontology annotation, biological process: L-phenylalanine biosynthetic process. NCBI's taxonomy places the organism in Eukaryota, Viridiplantae, Streptophyta, Magnoliopsida, Poales, Poaceae. The transcript has a single exon. Bases 232 to 1443 code for a protein of 403 amino acids. Gene Ontology annotation, cellular component: chloroplast; cytoplasm. Gene Ontology annotation, molecular function: arogenate dehydratase activity; prephenate dehydratase activity. The record is from RefSeq and is a predicted model, not a curated record.